AUGUCACGUACUCCAACGUCCAGUGACUCUUCCGAAUCCUCUAGUAGUGAGACCUCGACGUUUACACCCGAGACACUCAUCACCACCAGGACAUCCGUCAUAUUCUCAGCUACAAGCUCGGAAUCAAUCUCGGUGGCCCCCGUCACAAGUGACGGGACUACGGGCUUCACAACAAUUACGACUGUUGUCGUGGCAUCUUCGGCUGUCGGCACACUCACAGAGGCUUCGUCAUAUACAACAACGCCAACUGCGCUCGCGGGCAGCGACAAUGCGGGCGGGUCCAGCGGAUUGUCCUCGGGGGCGAAAACCGGCAUCGGCGUAGGCGUUGGCCUUGCUGUGGUUAUUGCCGCAGCAUUCGGGUUCUGGUUCAGUUGGUACCAACGCAAGAAGCGCAAGCGGAACUCCUUGGCGGAAUCGGAUCAUUACCCGCCCAGCUCUCUCCCAGCUAUGACCUAUGGUUCAGGAGGACGCGACUAUGGAGCCGGAAGUGCUCUUGCUGGGGGCGUGGGGUAUACUGAGAGGUCCGAGACGCGAUCUGAGCUGCCGUCCCCUCCGCUCGGCAGCCCUGACCCUCUUCUAGGUGGGCUGGGCGGCAGAGCCCCAGACAGACUAGCACCAGCUGCCGCAGGUCCCAUAUCAUGGGGAUCCAACUCGAAUCAAGGGCCUCACUCUAACCAAUCAGUUUCAGAUUACAGUGAUUAUAAUGGACAGCAAGCAGCAGCAGCGGCAGUGGGGGCCGGGGCUGGAGCUGGAGCUGCUGCUGGCUACUAUCCAGGAUCAGGGCAAGAUGCACAUGAGCUGCCCGAGAACCAGCAAGCUCACGCCUACGGUGGGGCUCGCACCUUGUCUAACGGCUCUCAGAACCUGCAUCAGCGCAACGUCUCUGGUUCAUCACAGCAAGGGCAGUACGGGGGCACAGUCAGUCCUCAGACGGCUCAUUCGAGAACCAUGUCCGACUCUUCGUCGCAUGCACAUCCCUACCAUAUGUCGAUGGGCUCUGACAAUCCGUAUGCAGCUGAACUGCACAGUACACCGGCCACGUCCAACCAGGGCGCAGAGCUCGAGGCCAAUUUGCAGCAACGGAUGGAUUUCGAAAGGAAGCCAGUGCGGCAGGGCCACUUUUUGACUAAGAGCAAAGGGGACAUAGACCCGUCUCAGAACUUCUAA
Messenger RNA from Cyphellophora europaea CBS 101466, 1167 nucleotides. RefSeq lists its product as uncharacterized. Lineage: Eukaryota; Fungi; Ascomycota; Eurotiomycetes; Chaetothyriales; Cyphellophoraceae. The transcript has 2 exons. Bases 1 to 1167 code for a protein of 388 amino acids. The record is from RefSeq and is a predicted model, not a curated record.